This is a messenger RNA of Hippocampus zosterae (dwarf seahorse), 18013 nucleotides long. It is a transcript of the gene plecb, whose product is annotated as plectin b. Gene Ontology annotation, biological process: hemidesmosome assembly; wound healing; intermediate filament cytoskeleton organization. The coding region runs from base 562 to 17223 and encodes 5553 amino acids. Gene Ontology annotation, cellular component: cytoskeleton; intermediate filament; sarcolemma. Lineage: Eukaryota; Metazoa; Chordata; Actinopteri; Syngnathiformes; Syngnathidae. The transcript has 34 exons. Gene Ontology annotation, molecular function: structural constituent of cytoskeleton; cadherin binding; ankyrin binding. The record is from RefSeq and is a predicted model, not a curated record.
GAUAAACAUGUGCCCAGACACACUUCAUUGGCGUGUUGCUCCAUUCAUUUGAAUCUGCUCUUUUUUGCCAUUAAUCAGUUUAUAGUAGAUGGUUUUCUUCACUUCCUCUUUGAUGCUGUUGUAUUUACUUAACUGAGAACUUUUUUCCGUGCAUAUUUUUUUCCAUAAGGAAUUGAGAGGGAAGGUAGGAGGAGCCCAGCCCGAGUGUGCUUCGCUCUCUUUCUCUUCCACACACUCACAUGCACUCUCUCUCUUCCAUUCUGUCAUUGCCAUCCCAGAAGAACGGAGCAACACUUUAUGCUGUGAGGCGACAGAAUUUGAAUUUUGUUUGAAUGACAUUUGGAUGGAUUAUUCUUUUUCUUCAACAAAACUUGAGAGAUCAACAAGAAAACAAGCGUGAGAAAGUAAGGGGUCAUAUUUCACUGACGUUGUUCUUUCAUUUACGUCUAAAUGAAUUGAAGCACGUCUUUUGACGCUGAACUUUUUUUUCCUCACAGUAAGACGUGUGGUCUGUUGAGUCUUAUUUUUUUCUACUUUGAGAUAGUUUAGACAUAAAGCAAAAUGGUUGCGGGUAUGCUCAUGUCCAUGCGUGACCUGAGGGCAAUCUACGAGGUUCUCUUUCGAGAUGGAGUCAUGGUGGCCAAAAAGGACAAGAGACCUCAGACCAAGCAUCCUGAGGUACAAGGAGUGUGCAACCUACAAAUAAUCCGUGCUAUGGGAUCACUUAAAUCCAGAGGCUUUGUGAAGGAAACAUUUGCCUGGAGACAUUUCUACUGGUACCUUACCAAUGAGGGUAUUGUUUACCUGCGUGACUACCUCCACUUGCCGCUGGAAAUUGUUCCUGCCUCUUUGCAGAGGUUUAAGAAAUCAACAUCCACUCUGGUCAUGGCGCAACGGGCUGCAAAGGUCCAAUCUGUUGAAGGUCCUACAUCUUACGUGCCCAAACCAAGGCUUAGGGGUGAAGCUGAAAGCCAAGAAGCAGUGGCAGAGCGUCAAAGCUACCGCCAUCGGAUGAUGGCUCCCAGAGAAAAAGAGGGCUACUCUGACAGGACCCCCAGAUUCAGGGGCCGUCCACUGUCUUCAGAAUCUGUUCGGCCUAAACAAAUGGAUAACCCAUCUCUUUUGUGGUUGACAAAGGGGAACAGCCCUCAGGGUGAAUCAAUCCCGAUGGACCACUCACAUCAGCAGUCUGAUGUGAGCAAUGAGAAGGCAACAUCUCAAGAGAAAGAAGCAUCUGAAGUGCAAAAGGAGAAACAAUUGAGUUUUUUUUCUACUUCAAAGGCAUCGGGGAAAAACGAUCUGUCAAAGUCCUCUCUGACUGCCGGAUCCCCCAAAGCAGCCCCACUGCUGACUGUCGCUCCUCUUGCUGAGGCUAUAGAUGCUACACCUCCAGGAAUCAAACGUGGGCCCUCGCGCCCUGAAGUCAACACAGACAAGCUGAAAAUUGCAGAUGCUUGUAAAAUGAUUACCAGCGAUUCAUCUAGUUUAGCACGUCCUCAAACAGAGAUCAAAAAGGCGGUCAAUAAAGAGGCUGUUCUGCAGGUUAAAUCUUACAUCACAGCCACUUCUGUGCCAGCAACUGAUAAGGUAAAUGCUUUGACCUCUCGGUCUGCUGCCCAGGGAAGUACCACUUCGGUGACAGAAAAUCAUACAGCCACCAAUGUCAUAACCAAAACCACCACCGAUGAUGUCAAAGAAAAAAUGAAAGCUAAUGCUGAAGCAGAACUUGGCACAACUGAAAUCGUAGCUGAUAAAGUAAAGAAAAAUAAAAUGGCUAAACCAGCUUCUCAGGAAACAUCCAAACUACGAACCAAUACUGAUCUUUCUGUAAUGAAACACACCAAUAAAGAUGCAGUGGAAGAAGAGCUCAAAAGAGCAAUUGUGAAAAAGGAAUCAGCGAAAAAUUCUGGUUCAAAGAACCAAGUUGAAUCUGAAAUAAUUAAUGAAAAGCCCAAAACUACAUCAACAGUAGCCAUCAUUCAGGAAACAACCAAAUCUCAACCAGUGAAGUCUGCGGAUGCAGAAGAAAUGCCUACAAUUAAAGAAGCUCAGAAUCUCUCUGUGACACCAGCAAAGUCUCAAAAUGAAGAAAAGUGUGAGAAUACACAAGUGGAGUCCUCAGUAACUGAAGUUAUUACAACCACUGUCACAGAUAGUACCGAGAAGGCAAAACCAGACAAAAACAAAACCGCAACAAAACAAAAGAAAACUGAGGUAAAUGCAAGUCAAGGUGUUAAGAAAGAAGAGUCACCAUCACCUGAAGAAGCAUGUAUAACACCCUCUCCAAUCUCUAUGUCUUUGGAACAAGGCACUUAUCGUGGGCUCAGUCAAACUAUUGUGCCCACUGAACUGGCCAUUGAAAACAAACAAGUGAUUGUGGCAAACUCUAAAUCCAAGCGAAAGAAAAAGAAAUCUCAAGCAGAGAAAAUCAAGAGUAGUGAUGGUACACCUGAGACAACGGAAGAAGGCAAAAAUGAGAAGGUCAAGGCCCAUGACGUCGAAACAAUGCCAGAGGGACCAUCUUCAACACAGACAAAAAAGGCUGAGGCAAAAUUAAAUAAUGAUCGGGAGCAAGAAAUCGAUGCCUCUAAACAAAUGGCAGUGACACCGUUGGGGGAAACCUCUAAACAAGCAAAGGCUAUUUCUGAAGAGUCAACCUUGCCAUUUGGCAAGAACGCUGCAGUGCCCCGAGUGGCUCAUCCAGAAUCUGCACAAAUCGAAUGCACUCUGCCUGACAUGGACUCAAAGACACGUGGGGAAAUCACUCCUGCUAAAUUGGAAAAAGUGACAGAGCCAUUGCAAGUACAUGCCCCGCCGAACAAAAAACGAGUGAAAUUGUUAAAAAGCUUGAACAGUAAAGAUGUGGUUGAGACUUCAGUGUGUUCAACUAAAAAGCUGGAAGCGGAAACACCGCUAUCCACUGAAAUGACACCUUUGCCUGGGGACACAGUGAAAGACAGCUCCCUUGUGACCUCUGAACUGCAAAAACAUCAUGAUCCUCCAAAUACGACUCCUGAAAGAAUGUGCAGCGAGGAAACCAGACUGGCAGCAGCUGUGCUCUCUCAGGCCCCAGCAGACAAAGGGGGGGUGGAGCCAGAACUGCUCUUUGCAGAAAAAAUCAAGCAGGAGGUUCCAAAAGCAAAAACAUCCUCCACUGUGAGGGAAGCACCCAAAGCCAAAGAAUUAGCGUCAGCAGAGCCAGUGGUAACAGCCGAGGCAGCUGUAGCUCAGGCACGGGCCAACCCCCUUGUCAAGCAAGAGGAGCCUCCCAUAGUUGCACAACAUUCAGCCACUCCGGCAGCAGAGUGCAGCGCAGCAAAUCAGCUCUGGGUGUCAGAGGCCUUAAAGAAGGAGGAAGAGAAGAAGAGGGACUUGCAGGAGGACACACCCUCUCCCACUGCAGCACCCGAAAGUGCCCGGCCUCACCUGGGGGACACCGUUCUCUCUGCAAGCCCGGAAACAGACGAGGGCAACAUGAAGAGGAAAAUUGUAGUGGUCGAAGAGAUUGUUGAGGUGAAACAGCUUGUUAGUCCUCAGGCAACUGGGGAGCAGACGAGUCCACAAACUGUGCAGCCUAAGGCAGAAGAAGAUGAAGAAUUGGACUUGGAUGUUUUGGAAGAGAUAGCCAUAGAGAGGGCACUUUUGUCAGGGGCGCCGGCUGCCAGGGUGCAUGGAGCUUCACCUGAGGCAAGCUGGGACCACUCACUGGAGGAGCCAGAGGACAAGACAUGGCCUAACUUCGUUGAAGAUGAACGUGAUCGAGUACAGAAAAAGACCUUCACCAAAUGGGUGAACAAGCACUUGAUUAAGCCCUGGAGAGCAGAGGCUCAGCGUCAUGUGUCAGAUCUGUAUGAGGACCUUCGAGAUGGACAUAACCUGAUCUCAUUGCUCGAGGUCCUCUCUGGAGAAAAACUGCUGAGGGAGAGAAACGUUCUCGGGAGAGUUCCAUUGCCCAGAGAGAAAGGCCGCAUGAGAUUCCACAAACUGCAGAAUGUACAAAUAGCACUGGACUUCCUCAAGCACCGGCAGGUCAAGCUUGUUAACAUCAGAAACGAUGACAUUGCGGAUGGGAACCCCAAGUUGACCCUUGGGUUAAUAUGGACCAUCAUCUUACAUUUCCAGGUCUCCUCCUCUAUCUCGGAUAUUCAAGUCAACGGCCAGUCUGAAGAUAUGACGGCCAAGGAAAAGCUCCUUCUCUGGUCACAGAGGAUGACGGAUGGUUACCAAGGUCUCCGAUGUGACAACUUCAGCACCAGCUGGAGGGAUGGAAAACUCUUCAACGCCGUCAUACAUAAACAUUAUCCUAGGCUAAUUGACAUGGGCAAAGUGUAUCACCAGAGCAACCUGCAGAACCUCGAACAGGCCUUCAACGUGGCUGAGAAAGACCUGGGGGUGACACGUCUUCUGGAUCCUGAGGAUGUUGAUGUUCCCCACCCCGAUGAGAAAUCCAUCAUCACUUAUGUGUCUUCUUUGUAUGAUGUCAUGCCUCGGGCUGCUGUACACGACAUGAGAACUAGUGAGUUGGAGCUGCGCUGGCGGGAGUACUAUGAGCUCGUAACUGUUUUGCUCCAGUGGAUCCGCCACCAUGUCAUGGUCUUUGAGGAGAGAAGGUUCCCAGCCAGUUAUGAGGAGAUAGAGCUGCUUUGGCGGCAAUUCAUGAAGUUCAAGGAGACAGAACUGCCACCUAAAGAAUCUGACAAGAACCGCUCCAAACACAUCUACCAAACCUUUGAGAGUGCAGUGCAUGCUGGACAGGUAAAGGUCCCUCCGGGCUACCAUCCUAUUGAUGUGGAGAAAGAAUGGGGUCGACUUCAUGUUUCCAUUUUGGAGAGAGAACGACUGCUAAGGACGGAGUUUGAGAGACUUGAGAGACUUCAGCGGAUUUUCAGCAAAGUGCAGAUGGAGUCAGUAAGAUAUGAUGAGCUCUUCAUGCGCAUUGAGACCUUGCUCCAGACGGACAUCCGCCUCCUUAACGCGGGAAAACCGGCUCAGCACACUGCAGAAAUUGAUCGUGAACUGGACAGGACGGACAACAUUGUUCGUCUUCUCUUCAAUGAUGUACAAACGCUCAAGGAUGCGCGCCACCCUCAAGCUGAACAGAUGUACCGCAGGAUCUACAGCCUACGCGAGCGCCUAGUAAACUUGCGCAGCGAUUACAACCUUCGCCUGAAGUCUUCCCAGAUUGCCUUGAACCAAACAUCCCAAAACACUACCAUGAAGGCACGGCCAGAGUUGGAUGACGUGACGUUGCGCUAUGUCCAAGAUCUUCUUGCUUGGGUGGAGGAGAACCAACAUCGUAUUGAUGGGGCUGAGUGGGGUUCAGAUCUGCCAUCUGUUGAGUCGCAGCUGGGCAGCCACAGAGGCCUGAACCAGACAGUGGAAGACUUCAGGUCGAAGAUUGAACGUGCAAAGGCUGACGAGAACCAGCUAUCCCCAGCCAACAAAGGCACAUACCGAGAGUACUUGGGUAAACUGGACCUUCAGUAUGGCAAACUCCUGAACUCAUCAAAGUCCCGCUUGCGGAACUUGGAUUCACUGCACGCAUUUGUCAGUGCAGCAACCAAGGAACUCGUGUGGUUAAAUGAGAAAGAAGAGGAGGAGGUCAACUUUGACUGGAGUGACCGAAACACCAACAUGGCAGCAAAAAAAGACAACUACUCGGCUCUUAUGCGAGAGUUGGAGCACAGGGAGAAAAAAGUCAAUGAUAUCCAGACUAUGGGAGAUAAAUAUAUCAAGGAUGGCCAUACUGGCAAGAAGACAGUGGAGGCCUACACAAGUGCCCUGCAGACUCAAUGGAGCUGGAUUCUUCAACUGUGUUGUUGUAUUGAAGCUCAUCUUAAAGAGAACACGGCUUACUACCAGUUCUUUGCCGAUGUGAAAGAGGCUCAGGACAAGAUGAAAAAAAUGCAGGAGACUAUGAAUAAGAAAUACAAUUGUGAUCGUUCCACCACAGCCACACGCCUAGAGGAUCUGCUGCAGGAUACUGUGGAGGAGCGAGAACAGUUGAAUGAAUUCAAGACACACGUGAAUGGCCUUAACAAGAGGGCUCGCUCCAUCAUUCAGCUGAAACCACGUAACCCCACCACAUCCAUCAAAGGCAAACUGCCCAUUCAGGCUGUAUGUGACUUCAAACAACAAGAGAUUACUGUUCAUAAAGGAGACGAGUGUGCACUCCUCAACAACUCCCAGCCUUUCAAAUGGAAGGUUUUGAGUCGCUCCGGACAUGAGGCAACUGUGCCUUCUAUUUGCUUCCUGGUUCCACCAGUAAACAAGGAUGCCAUGGACAGUGUGUCCAGUCUGGAAACAGGUCAUCAGCAGAUGGUGUCCAUGUGGCAGACGUUGUAUAUCAACAUGAAGAGUCUGCUGUCGUGGCAGUACCUGAUGAGGGACUUUACACAAAUUCGCUCCUGGAACAUCACAAUGUUAAAGUCAAUGAAACCAGACGAAUAUAGACAAAUGAUGAGGAACCUGGAGCUCCACUACCAGGACUUUAUGCGUGACAGCCAGGAUUCGCAGCUCUUUGGCCCUGAUGACCGCCUCCACGUAGAGGGAGACUACACCAAGACCACCCAGCACUUUGACAGUCUGCUUCGCUCUAUGGAGGAAGGUCAACAAAAUGAGUCUCUGUGUAAGAACUUUAUCUCGGAGCUCAAGGACCUGCGACUGCGAAUUGAAGACUGUGAAGCCCAGACUGUGGCUCGCAUCCGCAAACCAAUGGAAAAGGAACCUCUGAAAGAAUGUGUUCAGAUGAACGUAAACCAGCAGAAAAUGCAGGUAGAGCUUGAGGCUCUCAAGAAGGACCUUGAUAAGGUGUCAGUGAAAGCACAAGAAAUCUUGAAGUCCCCACAGGAGUCUACCUCUUCUCCUGUUCUGCGUUCAGAGCUAGACCUCACCGUACAGAAGAUGGAUCACACCUACAUGCUGUCCUCCAUUUAUCUUGAGAAGCUCAAGAAUGUGGAAAUGGUUAUUCGUAACAGCCAAGGUGCUGAGGGUGUACUCAAACAGUAUGAGGACUACCUGCGUGAAGUCCACACUGUGCCCAGUGACAUCCAGGCUGUUGAGACAUACCGUACUAAGCUUAAGAAAAUGCGAGCUGAGGCUGAGGCUGAACAGCCAGUGUUUGAUUCCCUCGAAGAAGAACUAAAGAAAGCCUCUAUUGUGAGUGACAAGAUGAGCCGUGUGCACAGCGAGCGUGAUGCUGAGCUGGACCACUACCGGCAGCUCCAGUCUAGCAUUCAGGACCGGUGGAAGGCCAUGUUUACGCAAAUUGACCUUCGCCAGAGAGAGCUUGAGCAGCUCGGCCGGCAGCUGGGCUACUACCGUGACAGCUAUGAUUGGCUGAUCACUUGGAUAGCAGACGCCAAGCAAAGGCAAGAAAGGAUACAAACUGUACCCAUCACAGACACCAAGACACUGAAAGAGCAACUGGCCCUCGAAAAGAAGUUACUGGAGGAGAUUGAGAAGAACAAAGUUAAAGUCGACGAGUGUCAGAAAUAUGCUAAAGCAUACAUUGACACAAUCAAGGACUACGAACUCCAGUUGGUUGCCUAUAAAGCUCAAGUGGAGCCUCAUGCUUCUCCUUUAAAGAAAACCAAACUGGAUUCUGCAUCUGAUAACAUCAUUCAGGAGUAUGUAACACUGAGGACCAGAUAUAGUGAACUGAUGACUCUGACCAGUCAGUACAUCAAGUUCAUCACUGAUGCACAGCAACGCCUGGAGAAUGAGGAGAAAGCUGCAAAGAAACUCAAAGCAGAAGAAGAGAAAAAAAUGGCAGAGAUGCAGGCCGAGUUAGACAAACAGAAGCAGUUAGCAGAAGCACAUGCAAAGGCCAUUGCCAAGGCAGAAAAAGAGGCGCAAGAAUUGAAACUCAGAAUGCAGGAAGAAGUUAGCAAGAGAGAAAUUGCUGCUGUAGAUGCAGAAAAGCAAAAGCACAAUGUCCAACUGGAACUUCAUGAGCUAAAAAACCUUUCAGAGCAGCAGAUCAAAGACAAAGCUCAGCAAGUGGAUGAUGCUGUUCAAAGCAGAAUAAAGAUUGAAGAGGAAAUACGCCUUGUAAGAAUCCAACUUGAGACAACCGUCAAACAAAAAACUACAGCUGAAUCAGAGCUAAAGCAACUUCGUGACAGAGCAGCUGAGGCUGAGAAACUGAGGAAGGCUGCCCAGGAAGAAGCGGAAAAGCUACGCAAACAAGUCCAUGAAGAGACCCAGAAAAAGCGUAAGGCAGAGGAGGAACUCAAAUUAAAAUUUGAGGCAGAAAAGGAAGCAUCAAGGCAAAAGCAAAGGGCACUGGAUGACCUCGAAAUGCUCAAAAUGCAGGCAGAGGAGGCAGAAAGGCAGGUGAAGCAGGCAGAAAUUGAAAAGGAAAGACAAAUCAAGGUUGCUCAUGAAGCAGCACAGAAGAGUGCCGCCGUUGAGCUCCAGAGCAAACACUUGUCCUAUGUGGAAAAAACCUCAAAGUUGGAAGAAUCCCUCAAACAGGAGCAUGGUGCUGUCCUUCAACUGCAACAAGAAGCAUCACGCCUCAAGAAACAACACGAAGAUGCGGAAUUGGCUAGGGAAGAUGCCGAAAGGGAACUUGAGAAAUGGAGGCAAAAAGCUAAUGAGGCCCUCCGUCUAAGGCUCCAGGCUGAGGAAGAGGCUCACAAAAAGAAUCUUGCACAAGAAGAAGCUGAGAAACAGAAGGAUGAGGCAGAGCGUGAGGCCAAGAAAAGAGCCAAAGCUGAAGAAUCAGCCCUAAAGCAGAGAGACAUGGCUGAGAAAGAACUUGAAAGGCAGAGGAAGAUGGCCGAGAGCACGGCACAGCAGAAGCUGACUGCAGAACAUGAGCUGAUUCGUCUCAGGGCAGACUUUGACAACGCUGAGCAACAACGAACCCUGUUAGAAGACGAGCUUUACCGUCUGAAGAAUGAGGUUAUCGCAGCUCAACAGCAAAGGAAACAACUGGAGGAUGAACUUGCCAAAGUGAGGAGCGAAAUGGAUGUACUCCUGCAGCUUAAGUCAAAGGCAGAAAAGGAGACCAUGUCAAACACAGAGAGGAGCAAACAGCUUCUUGAGGCAGAGGCCGCCAAAAUGAGGGACCUGGCUGACGAGGCAGGCAAGCUAAGAGCCAUUGCAGAGGAGGCUAAGCAUCAAAGGCAAGUUGCUGAAGAAGAAGCAGCUCGUCAGAGAGCAGAGGCUGAGAGGAUUCUCAAAGAGAAGCUCACCGCCAUCAGCGAUGCCACCCUUUUGAAAACGAAGGCAGAAAUUGCCCUGAAAGAAAAAGAAGCAGAAAACGAGAGACUGCGAAGACACGCUGAAGAUGAGGCUUACCAGAGGAAAGCGCUAGAAGACCAAGCCAAUCAACACAAGCAAGCAAUUGAGGAAAAGAUAAUACAACUGAAAAAAUCGUCGGAAGCCGAAAUGGAUCGGCAAAAAGCUAUCGUGGAUGACACACUCAAACAGAGGCGAGUUGUGGAAGAAGAGAUCAGAAUCCUGAAGCUGAACUUUGAGAAAGCGUCAUCUGGAAAACUCGAUCUGGAACUCGAGUUAAACAAGCUGAAAAAUAUCGCAGAGGAAACGCAGCAAAGCAAGCUCCGAGCUGAAGAGGAAGCCGAAAAAAUGAGAAGGCUCGCCCUUGAGGAGGAGAGGAAGAGAAGGGAAGCAGAGGAUAAAGUGAAAAAGAUCACUGCUGCAGAGGAAGAGGCGGCUCGUCAACGCAAGGCGGCCCAGGAUGAACUUGAGCGUUUGAAGAAAAAGGCAGAAGAAGCCAGGAAGCAGAAAGAAGAGGCUGAUGAAGAAGCAGAAAAACAGGUUGUGGCAGCUCAGCAAGCCGCCCUGAAAUGCAGCGCUGCGGAAGAGCAAGCGCAGAGUGUUCUCGCUCAACAGAAGGAGGACAGUAUCAUGCAGAAGAAGCUCAAGGAAGAGUAUGAGAAAGCCAAAAUGCUUGCCAAAGCAGCCGAGGCGGCAAAGGAGAAGGCAGAAAGGGAAGCUGCGCUGCUCCGUCAGCAAGCGGAGGAAGCUGAGCGGCAAAAGGCGGCCGCUGAAUUAGAAGCCACAAACCAAGCCAAAGCCCAGGAAGAUGCUGAGAGACUGCGGAAGGAAGCUGAAUUAGAAGCGGCUAAACUUGCCCAAGCUGAAGCUGCAGCAUUGAAGCAGAAGCAACAAGCGGAUGCUGAAAUGGCAAAACACAAAAAACUCGCGGAGCAAACAUUGAAGCAGAAGUUCGUAGUCGAACAAGAGCUCACCAAGGUGAAACUUCAGCUUAGUGAAACUGAUAAUCAAAAGUCUCUCCUCGAUGCCGAGCUGCAGCGUUUAAAGGAUGAGGUCGACGAUGCUGUGAGUCAAAAAGCGCAGGUUGAAGAUGAACUGAUGAAAGUAAAAGUUCAGAUGGAAGAGCUGCUCAAGCUUAAAAUGAAAAUUGAAGAGGAAAAUCAGCGCCUGAUCAAGAAAGACAAAGACAACACUCGAAAAUUCCUUGCAGACGAAGCCGAAAACAUGAAAAAGCUUGCUGAGGAUGCCGCAAGGCUUAGUGGAGAAGCUCAAGAGGCAGCUCGCUUGAGGCAGAUUGCUGAAGACGACCUGAAUCAGCAGCGAGCUCUUGCAGACAAAAUGCUCAAAGAGAAGAUGCAGGCCAUUCAGGAAGCAUCGAAAUUUAGAGCAGAGGCAGAGAUGCUCCAGAGGCAGAAGGACUUGGCUCAAGAGCAAGCACAAAAGCUGCUUGAGGACAAACAGCUCAUGCAGCAACGUCUGGAAGAGGAAACCGAGGAAUAUCAGAAGUCCCUUGAAGCAGAACGAAAAAGGCAAUUGGAGAUCAGGGCAGAGGCAGAAAAACUUAAACUCCAAGUUUCUCAGCUGAGCGAAGCCCAGGCCAAGGCAGAAGAAGCAGCAAAACAAUUUAAGAAACAAGCUGAUGUAAUCGCAUCCCGUCUUCAACAAACAGAAAUUGCCACCAAAGAAAAAAUGAUUGUUGUUCAGAAAUUGGAAGUUGAGAGACAAAAUAACAGCAAAGAAGCCGACGAUUUACGCAAAGCUAUCGCAGCGCUUGAGAAGGAGAAGGCUAGACUGAAAAAAGACGCUGAAGAACUUCAAAAUAUGUCUAAAGAGAUGGCUGAUGCACAACAGAAACAAAUUGAGCAUGAGAAGACAAUGCUCCAGCAAACAUUCCUUACAGAAAAGGAAAUGUUGUUGAAGAAGGAGAAGCUCAUUGAAGAUGAGAAAAAGAAAUUGGAGAGCCAAUUUCAAAAGGAAGUCAAAAAGGCACAAGCUCUAAAAGAUGAACAGGAACGCCAAAGACUAAAGAUGGAGGAAGAGAAGAAGAAAUUGCAAGCUACCAUGGAUGCAGCUCUAAAUAAACAGAAAGAGGCUGAAAGGGAGAUGAUAAACAAGCAAAAACAAAUGCAGGAACUGGAAAGGAACAGACUAGAGCAGGAAAGAAUCUUGGAAGAAGAGAACCAGAAACUGCGGGAGAAACUGCAGCAGAUGGAGACCGCAAACAAAGACUCUGUUCCAAUUACUAUGGCUGCCAAUGUUCUCAAUGGGCAAACUGCUAGUGACACAGUAGACAGCAUGGGGAAGAAAGCAGAUCCCUUGGCUUUUGAUGGUAUUCGUGAAAAAGUCCCAGCAAGCAGACUUUAUGACAUAGGUCUUCUACCAAAGAAAGAUCUUGAAAAGCUCAAAAAUGGUAAAACUACUGUUCAAGAGCUCGGUGAGACGGAAAACCUCAAAACCAUUCUUAAAGGAAAGAACAGCAUUGCUGGUAUUUUGACACCAUCAAAUAAAAUUAUGUCAAUUUACCAGGCAUCCCAAGAGAAGAAGAUUACUCCAGGCACAGCCAUGGUACUUCUUGAAGCCCAGGCUGCGACUGGUUACAUGCUAGAUCCCAUUAAUAAUAACAGGCUUUCUGUUAAUGAGGCUGUCAGGGAAGGCUUAAUUGGACCAGAGCUGCAUAAUAAAAUGCUUUUAGCUGAAAGGGCUGUGAUUGGUUACAAAGAUCCGUAUACAGGGGACAAAAUAUCUGUCUUUGAAUCUAUGAAAAAGGGACUGAUAGAACAUGAUCAUGCUAUCAGAGUCCUUGAGGCUCAGAUUGCAACAGGGGGCAUCGUUGAUCCUGUCAAUAGUCACCGUGUACCCAAUGAAGUGGCCUAUAAACAGGGACUUUAUGAUCCAGAAAUGAACAAGAUUUUGGAAAACCCCUCCGAUGACACAAGAGGUUACUUUGAUCCCAGCACCCAGGAACCACUGACAUAUUCUGAAUUAAUGACGAGGUGUUCAAUCGACCCUGAAACUGGCUUGCUUCUUUUGCGAAUCACAGAUAAAGCUGCACAAUGCUCAAGUAUGUACACAGAGGAAGAGACCAAGGAUGUGUUCAGUAAAACUACUGUGUCUGUUCCAUUUGGAAGAUUCAAGGGAAAGAAUGUCACCAUUUGGGAAAUAAUAAAUUCUGAGUACUUCACGGAAGAUCAAAAGAAAGAUCUUCUCCGUCAGUACAAAACAGGCAAGAUCACAAUAGAAAAAAUCAUUCGGAUUGUCAUCACAAUGGCAGAAGACAAAGAAAAGACAAAUGAAAUUAACUUCAGUGGUCUUAGAGCACCGGUUCCUGCAUCUGAGCUCCUAGAAUCCAAAAUUAUUGAUAAAGACCUGUACAACAAAUUGCAAAAGGGUAAUAAGACUGUCAAAGAGGUGUCUGAAAUGGAGCCUGUCCACACAGCUCUCAAGGGUACAAAUUGCAUUUCAGGUAUAAUUAUUGAGUCAACAGAGGAGCCAAUGUCCUUCUAUAAGGCAAUGAAGGAGGACAUAUUGAGACCUGGACUUGCCUUAUAUAUGCUUGAAGCCCAAGCAGGAACAGGCUAUGUGAUUGACCCUGUUGAAAAUAAGAAGUACACUGUUGAUGAAGCUGUAAAAGCAGGUGUUGUUGGCCCUGAGCUACAUGAAAAACUCCUAAGUGCAGAGAGAGCAGUCACGGGUUACAAAGAUCCAUAUACCGGAAAGACCGUGUCUCUGUUUCAAGCAAUGAAAAAAGAUCUAAUUCCUAAAGAGCAAGGAAUCAGACUGCUGGAUGCCCAAAUGACCACCGGCGGUAUCAUUGAUCCAGUCAACAGCCAUCGUGUCCCCCAUGAUGUUGCCUGCAAGCGAAAUUAUUUUAAUGAUGAAAUGAAACGCAGUCUCAGCCAAGCAUCUCAUGAAGUCAGAUGUUUCUAUGACCCCAAUGAAAAAGAAAAGGCGACAUAUGCGCAGCUAUUCCAGAGGUGUUUAACUGACAAAAAGACUGGUCUGCAGCUUUUCUUUCUCACCAAGGAAGCCAUCAAUGCAAAGGAAGAGCCAACACUUACCGACGCCCAGACAAAAGAGGUGAUGACUCAGGAAACCAUUGAACUUGAUUCUGGAUCUUUCAAAGGCAGGAAAAUUACCAUUUGGGAACUUAUCAACUCUGACUAUGUAACUGAGACACAAAGACUUGACCUGCUCAGACAAUUUCGAUCUGGAAAGAUAACACUUGAAAAGUUACUCAAGAUUGUAAUCACAUUCAUAGAGGAAGAGGAGGCAAAGAAACGGGAACGGCUAAGCUUCAAGGGUCUCAGAUCACCUGUUCCAGCAGGCUGUCUUUAUGAAUCCAAAAUAAUUGACAAAACAACACUCGAUCUUCUUCAACAUGGCAAAACAACGCCUAAAAAAGUCAGCGAGAAUCCCAGUGUGAAGAAAUACCUCUGGGGCUCAGAUAGCAUUUCUGGCAUCUUCUUAGAGCCAACAAAAGAGAAAUUGAGCAUUUAUCAGGCUAUGAAGAAAAACCUCAUCAGAAACGACACAGGGCUUUCUCUUCUGGAGGUUCAGGCAGCCACCGGCUUCAUUGUAGAUCCUGUGAAAAAACAGUUUUUGACAGUAGAUGAAGCCGUAAAAUCAGGCCUUGUCGGCCCAGAGCUUCAUGAAAAAUUGCUCUCUGCAGAAAAGGCUGUCACAGGAUAUAAAGAUCCAUUUACAGGCACCAAAAUAGGCCUCUUUGAAGCGAUGCAAAAGGAUCUUAUUUUGAAAGACCAAGCCAUGCCAUUGCUAGAAGCACAAAUGGUCACUGGAGGAAUAAUUGACCCUGUAAACAGUCUUCGUCUCCCAAUGGAUGUUGCUUUUGAAAAGAAUAUUUUCAGUCAGGAAAUGGCUAACACUCUCUCUCAGCCAUCUGAUGACAACAAGGCUUUCACGGACCCAGAAACCGAUGAAAAUGUAACAUAUAAACAGCUUAAAGACAAGUGCAAAAGAGACCCAGAUACAGGCAUGUGCAUCCUCACACUCUCAAAGCCUCAGUCUCCUACAGUUGUGGAGAAGACAUACCUCUUCACGGAGGAGCAAACGCAGAGUGACCUGGCCAAUACCCAAAUUGACAUUCCGAUUGAGGGUUUUGCUGAUAAACCGACAAACCUCUGGGAUAUCAUGAACUCUAAUUUGAUCCCAGAACAGCAGAGGCAGAAGCUUAUGGAUGAAUAUCGUUCUGGAAACAUGACUAAAGAACGAAUGAUCAUAAUUAUUAUUGAAAUCAUGGAGCAGAGAGAGAUCAUACGAAAUGAGAAUCCUCUUUUGUGCAAGACAAUGAGGAGACAAAUUACCAUUGAGGAGCUGCACAAUGCUCGCAUCAUUGACUUGGAAACGUACAACCUUCUUAAACAGGGGAAAAGAGAUAUCCGUGACAUAAUGGAAAUGAAUAGUGUAAAACAGUAUUUAUAUGGCACUGGCUGCGUUGCUGGCGUGCAAACUGACUCAAGCUCAAAGAUAAGCAUAUAUCAAGCCAUGAACAGGGGAUUUCUUGAACCGGAAAUUGCCCUUAGUCUCUUGGAAGCACAGGCAGCGACAGGAUGCAUUGUUGAUCCAGUAAAAAAUGAGACACUUACUGUUGAUGAAGCAGUUCGUAAGGGAGUUGUAGGCCCCGAGAUCCAUGAUAAACUACUUUCUGCUGAGAGAGCAGUUACAGGAUACAAAGAUCCAUACAGCGGAAAGGUCAUAUCUCUUUUCCAGGCCAUGAAAAAAGAUCUUGUUAAAGAAGAUUAUGCUUUGAAAAUGUUAGAGGCACAGUCUGCCACAGGGGGAAUUAUUGAUCCUGUAUUCCAGUUUCAUUUACCCACAGACAUUGCUGUGCAAAGAGGUUAUAUCAACAAGGAUAUCAAUGAGAGAUUGGCAGACAGUGUUAAAGGUUUCAUUGACCCUGUCACUGACGAGAAGGUGUCAUAUGCACAGCUACUUAAGAGAUGCAAGCUAGAAGGCGGAUUGCGUCUCCUCUCUCUGGGAGACAAGAGAUUGAUGUUCAAGGGUCUUAGAAAACAAAUCACAAUGGAAGAACUUCUCCUGUCACAAAUUAUUGACCAGAAAACUGUCACAGAACUAAAUGAAGGUCUUGUUUCAGUGGAGGAGGUCAGCAAUAGGUUAUCCAAGUACCUUGAGGGCACAAGCUGCAUUGCGGGUGUAUUCAUAGAGAACACAAAGGAACGCCUAUCAGUUUACCAAGCUAUGAAGAAGACCAUGAUCAGGCCAGGCACAGCCUUCGAACUUCUUGAGGCCCAGGCAGCUACAGGUUAUGUUAUUGACCCAAUUAAAAACCUCAAGCUGACUGUUCAUGAAGCCGUGAAAAUGGGAAUCGUUGGACCUGAAUUCAAAGACAAACUUCUCUCUGCUGAGCGUGCAGUGACUGGGUACAGGGAUCCAUAUACAGGCAAGACAAUAUCACUCUUCCAGGCCAUGAAAAAGGGACUCAUCCUUAAAGAUCAUGGUAUCCGUCUCCUGGAGGCUCAGAUAGCCACCGGUGGAAUAAUUGACCCUGAGGAAAGUCAUCGUUUGCCAGUUGAGAUGGCAUAUGAACGUGGCUUCUUUGAUGAGGAAAUGAAUGAAAUACUGACGGACCCAUCUGAUGACACCAAAGGUUUUUUUGAUCCCAACACUGAAGAGAACUUAACAUACCUGCAACUCAUGGAGAGAUGCAUUACUGAUCCUGACACUGGCCUGGUUCUUCUUCUCCUUAAAGGGAAGAAGCGAGAGAGGAAGACUUCUGCAAAAUCCUCAGUUCGUAAACGAAGGGUUGUUAUUGUUGACCCAGACACAGGCAAAGAAAUGACUGUGUAUGAGGCCUACAGGAACGGACUCAUAGACCGCCAGACCUACUUGGAGCUUGCUGAACAAGAGUGUGAAUGGGAAGAAAUCACAAUGACAUCUUCUGAUGGUACAGUGAAAUCCAUCAUUAUUGAUAGGAAGUCAGGGAGACAGUAUGAUGUUGAUGAUGCGCUAGCACGUGGCCUCAUUGACCAAAAUUCUCUUGAAACAUAUCGAUCGGGAAACCUGCCCAUCACAGAGUUUGCUGACAUGCUUUCCGGAAACAUGGGAGGCUUCCGGUCUCGCUCCUCUUCAUUUGGUUCCACCACUUGUUCUGAUUACUCCUCUCCAAUGAGCCCAAUACCUACCAUAAAACCACCUGCAGUCAUAUGGAACGAUCCAACAGAGGAGACUGGCCCUAUAGCCGGAAUCCUGGACAUAGACACAUUGGAGAAGGUAUCAGUCACUGAGGCUAUCCGCAGAAACUUGGUAGACAACAUCACUGGCCAAAGAUUGUUGGAGGCCCAAGCCUGUACUGGAGGAAUAAUUGACCCUUCAAGUGGGGAGAGAUUUUCAGUCACAGAUGCUUCAGAAAAAAAUCUUGUUGACAAAAUCAUGGUUGAUCGUCUUAAUCUGGCUCAAAAAGCAUUCAAUGGAUUUGAAGACCCCAGAACUAAAGAAAGGAUGUCUGCCUCCCAAGCUCUAAAGAAGGGCUGGUUGUAUUAUGAAGCUGGGCAACGAUUCCUUGAGGUACAAUAUCUGACAGGUGGACUUGUUGAGCCUGAUGUCGAGGGAAGGGUCUCACUGGAUGAAUCAAUCAAGAAGGGUACAAUCGAUGCCCGCACAGCCCAGAAACUAAGAGAUGUCAAUUCCUACUCAAGAUACCUAACAUGUCCAAAAACUAAACUCAAAAUCUCUUUCAGAGAUGCUAUGGACAGAAGCAUGGUUGAGGAAGGAUCUGGUCUUAGGCUUUUAGAGGCCUCUUCACAGUCCAGCAAAGGCCUGUAUAGUCCAUACAAUGUCAGUGGUUCUGGAUCUGCUUAUGGGUCACGGACAGGGUCAAGGACAGGUUCCCGAUCAGGAUCCAGGAGAGGCAGUAUUGAUGCAGGCUCUAGCUUCGCCGUCAACUACUCGUCUUCUUCCUUCACAUCUUCCUCAUCUGGCUAUAGCCGCAAAUUUUAAUUGGCCAUAUAUAUCAGCCUCUAACAGCUUUAUAAUUUGGCAUAUUCAACAUAGGAAUCAACAGCACCACCUUAUUAUAUAAGUUCAGUUAUUUCAGAAAAAAAAUAAUAGCAACGAAAUUAGAAUGUAUUUAUUUUGCACGCCAUGUGGUCAAAUCAAGCCUUGCCUUGACGAUUCAUUUUGUUUCUAAGGAACCUUGUCUAAAGUAUAUUCCGAGAUGAAUAUAAAGAAAACAAAGAAUUGCUACAAAUAUAAUGAUAUUUUUGUAGUACAAAUAACUCCGCAUGGUGUAUAUCCAGCAUGACAUUUCUGUUUUUUCAAAGUGGCUUCAUUGCAUUUUAUGGCUAAAAAUGUAAGAAGUUAUAUAUUUUGUGUUUCCUAACUAAUGUUGCUUGUAUGUCAAGCUGAAAUACUUUUCCAGUGUUCCUUGUUUUAUUUGAAAUUCAAUACAAUGUUUAUUUUGUAUCUUUUUUGACACGACUAAAUAAGAUGCAUAGCGACAAUGUUUUGACAAAAUCUAGUGUAUUUAUCUAACACUUACACAGGUUAUAGUUCAAACAGAUUUUGUGUUUUGUUGAUCAUUGUGUAAUUGCAGUCUCAAACAUACUAAAAUGAAGCAACACCAGAAUACACCAGUGAAAUUGUCAUAAUUUGUUACCGGUAUGCAAUAUACAUACACAUACAUAUAUACAUACAUACACACACAGUACUUUCAUAUCAAUAUUUGUGAUGCUUUGAACUUUAUAUAAAAUGGACUUGCUUGCAUGCUUUUUGUUCAAUAUUCACACUC